CGCCGCCUCUAUACGCGCCGCCGCGGAGUUGACCGCAUUCGUGCUUUUUCUUUUCAUGUACGAACCUCUUCCAUCGUCGUACCGGUCGGUGUGUGUUCUCUCUCUCGUCGGUGGUCGAUAUUCUUUUGCUGCGAGCCUCUGCAGGAGAAAGGUGAAGUUGCUCUCGAGACACUCUAUAUAUAACCCACUACUGCUGUCCUCGGAGUUCUAUCUCGCCCUUUGAGUUCCGUGUCCAAACAACUUGAAGGCGCAAGUAUCCGGUCGGAGUCCAGUCCAAAUUGCCGUGAUUCGCCCGUGCCGUAUCACAACUACGGAGCCAGGUACCUAUAAGAUACUUUUAUCAGUCGAUGACCUUCCACUCCACUGAUAAGCCGCCUCGCGGAGCGCCCCAGGACCCGGCUGAGAAGGCAAGCCAUCUCAAUCCAGCGGCAAACGUGCCAGACCAAACCCUACCGCCGUCAAAUAGGACCGCGGCCGCUGCGGAUCCCGAAAAACAAUCAUGUCAGGGCGCUGAAGGGACGCUUGGAGCCGCAGAUACGGCAGGCGACCGCAACUUCAAGGAGCAGUCAUGCAUCACCGCAGAAUCCAACCAUGACUCGGAAGAACUGUCUUCCUGUGGUCGCCCCGUCGCUCUGUCCCGGCAGAACACGAAUGGCUCGGUCGCUGCCGCACCGUACACAUCCUACAGCUGCGAGUUGGAAAGGCCUCACAGCCGUGAGCGGCCUCGAUCCACACAUCUUCGUCGCCCCUCCUCGUCCACUUCUGCGUCCACGGCGGAUGACGACGCAAGUAGUUAUGCCAAUGUUAGCAGGGUCUCGACUGAUGCAUACGGCAACACGUAUCCCGAAGGAGGACGGAUAGCGUGGCUUUGUGUGUUCGGCUCCUUCUGCGGGCUCAUGAGCGGCUUAGGGAUGAUGAACACUCUCGGUACAUACCAAGCAUAUCUUUCCACCCACCAGUUGCGUGAUCACAGUUCGAGCACGAUCGGUUGGAUCUUUGGCAUCUAUGCAUUUUUGUCCUUCGUUUUGGGAAUCCAGAUAGGUCCCAUCUUCGACGCAAAAGGCCCUCGGUGGCUCGUCCUGAGCGGAUCAGUUUUUAUGCUCGCCAGCCAUCUACUGAUGGGCAUCUGCAAAAGUUACUGGCAAUUUCUCAUCGUCAUUGGAAUCCUUGGUGGCACGGGCACGUCUCUGGUCUUCACCCCGGCCAUAGCUGCCAUAGGCCACUUUUUCUUUCAGAAAAGAGGACAAGCAACCGGUAUCGCCGCCGCAGGAGGAUCUCUAGGCGGAGUUGUCUUUCCCUUAACCCUGCAGGCACUACUUCCCAAGAUUGGUUGGGCCUGGUCGACUCGCGUGUGCGGACUGAUCAACCUUGUGUUGCUGAUUGCGGCCAACCUCUUUAUCAGAUCGCGGCUCCCGUCACGCAAGGCCACCAAGGAGAACAUUCUGCCCGACUUCCGUAUCUUUCGAAACGUUGUAUUUGCAUUGACCACCGCGGGGAUCUUUUUCAUUGAAUGGGGCCUCUUCGUCCCGCUCACCUAUAUGAGCAGUUAUGCUCUGCGCCACCAUGUGUCGACUGAUCUUGCUUACCAGCUCGUCGCCAUUCUGAACGUGGGGUCUUGCUUUGGACGAUAUUUUCCCGGUCUCGUGGCCGACAAAGUUGGCCGAUUCAACUGCAUGGUCAUCACGAUUGUCAUGUGUUUGGUAUCGACGUUGGCUUUCUGGGUGCCGGCGGGCGGGUCUGUCGCGUUGUUGAUCGUGUACUGCCUUGUCUUCGGCUUUGCGUCAGGAACCGGGAUUUCACUGACGCCGGUUUGUGUGGGUCAAUUGUGUCGGGUGGAAAACUAUGGGCGGUACUACGCCACCUGCUAUACGUUGGUGUCGUUUUCGACGUUGACAGGGAUCCCCAUUGCGGGACAAUUGGUUACCGCGUGCAAUGGCGACUACUGGGGGCUCAUCGCUUUCACCGCUUGCUCAUAUGCAGCGGCCAGUGCCACGCUGCUUGGUGCUAGGGUCGCGGGCGCCGGAUGGAGCUUGAAAGCCAUUUUUUGAGUAUAUACAUAUACAUACAUCUAGAUCGAGAUCUCAAGUUUGAAUAAUAUAAAAGCAUUACAGGAUUGACAACACUUUGCGGCAGUGCUUAGUGAACGGGUUACACCGACCACUGAAAUGACCGGGAAUUGUCUACACGCCUGUGCCAC
This is a messenger RNA of Exophiala dermatitidis NIH/UT8656, 2197 nucleotides long. RefSeq names its product MFS transporter, MCP family, solute carrier family 16 (monocarboxylic acid transporters), member 10. Bases 348 to 2048 code for a protein of 566 amino acids. Gene Ontology annotation, cellular component: fungal-type vacuole membrane. The transcript is spliced from 2 exons. Gene Ontology annotation, biological process: transmembrane transport. Gene Ontology annotation, molecular function: transmembrane transporter activity. The record is from RefSeq and is a predicted model, not a curated record. Lineage: Eukaryota; Fungi; Ascomycota; Eurotiomycetes; Chaetothyriales; Herpotrichiellaceae.